CAAACCCUUACACUGCAUAAUUUCCAAGUUUUUGUACAUACAAUAACAAGCCACACACGAACAAAGUUCACAACUUCUAUACUAACCAAUUUUGAUCCACACGUCCUAUCACCCAAAACCAUCAUAUUUGUCUCAAAACCUCAUGAACUUAAUAUACUAACAGUUUCUAAGUUGCUGCACCCUAUAUCUUAUCCCACUAACAAUUAAGCACGAAGAAUCUCCUCUCAAGGAAAAUUCAUAUUUUCCAAUCACACUCCCUCCUUCACAUUACUUUCUUUUAUAAAUCCAUCUCCAACGUGUUCCACUUUCCGAUUGUACAACUACAUGCGAAAUACAAACAAUCAAAUCAUGUUUCUCUUGUAAAGGAAAUUUUUGUAUUUAAAGUCAUGUUUCCACUGUAAAAAAUGGAAAGGUUGAAACAGGGAAACAAACAUGAUUCUGCUUAUUUCCUGUUCUGUUUCUCUUGUAUUUGUAACAGCACUCAAGGACGCAUAUAGAACGAAAGAACUGGACCUUCUUGGCCGGAAUCGUCCAGCUUCCAAGCGCAACGACAACACCGAUGAAGCUCGACGUCCACCCCCUUGCAAUAUCAUUUACGAUCACCGCCGCCGCUACCUUGUCUUCAAACCGCACCGCUCCGACCUGCAAUCACCAAGAAGCCACGCCGACCAAAUCCCUCAAUCGCCAUCGUCAGAUCUUCGCUUAACCAUCAAAGAGCACAACACAACAACAGCCUUCAGCGUCGUAACAGCCUCCACGCGAUUCGUCCACCGCUCUGAGCCGCACCGCCGUCGUACACGGCCAAUCACCGCCGCGCAACAACCGGCCACCAUGUCUUGCAUAAAUCGCCGGCUAUAGAUCCACCACGAAGCAGCCAGUCCGGAUCCACGACAAGAUUAGAUUGCAUGAAUAGAAACAGAGGAGGUUUAUGGGGAGACUGGACCGAGGAUUCUAAGGAAAAACCGCGAGGAAGACGAAGACGGGCGUGGGCCUUUCUUGUAGUUUUAUUAUUUGACUCUGUUUAUGUUAAAUUAUACUGGCGUUACAAGAAUAUAACGAUGUCAUUGCAGCAUGAAUGGUGAAGGCCUCAUACCUAUCACGCUCAAGACAGGGGCUCGAUCCCCAGAAAUGACAAUCUUUUUUCCAAAAAAUUCCAAUAUGGAUCCGGCGUUGCUCAUCAACAUACGUACGCGGUGCACCUUCAGGCAUCAACCACAUGAUCUAUCAAGCAGCAGAUCCAACGCGCCAGAGAUUGAUGACACACCAUGGAGCUUCAAAGGUCGCACACACAGGAUAACUGUCCAGUGGCAGACGAUCUCAAACUUCAUUUCUUUGAAAUUGAUUUAGUCAUUCUUGCUUUGCAACUAUCCAUCUUUUAGAGCUUCAUCCACAGAGGUUGAUGAACUAAUCCAUGUAAGUUUUGAUGAAAAAGAGUUUCAUAAUGAUAUACUAUCCAUCUUUUAGAGCAUCAUCCACAGAGGUUGAUGAAUUAAUCCAUGUAAGUUUUGAUGAAAAAGAGUUUCACAAUGAUAUAGUCCUUAACUUGUUAUUGUCGUUUUCAUUUUUAUAUGGAUUGAUUCUUCAACCCAUUAUAUUUUUUUGUUAGACAUUUUGUAUUCUAUAGAUCUUGUUGAGUAUCUAAAGAGGAUAACCUUUUGUGCCUUGAUACCAAAUUUCUUUUAUAAACAGUGAUGUUUAAAAUAUAACAUGCAUAUUCAAACUGAUGAAGAUAAAAAGUGUUGGAUUUUUUUUCCUUUCUACAAUUCAUUUGGAGUCUUUUAAAAUAAGUCAUAUAUAAAUUCUAUUUUAAAAUAACAUGAUGUAUUUAUUUACUCUAUAAGUGUUUAACAAUUUUUAAUUAUGUGAUUAUGGUUCUUAUAAUCUCUUAAAGACAUUUAUUUUUCCUUUUCCAACUUCAUUCUUUUGUGAAGCUAGUUUUUGUUAAGAAAUGUGGUUUGACCUAACUCAAUCCUAUAAAGCCGGUUAAUAGGGUGAAGAUUUCCCUCAUUUAGAAGCACAUGUUCAGGUCAUAUAUUAUACGAUAUGAGACUUUUAACACACCUCCUCACGCCCAUAACUAAACAACUGGAGCAUGAUGUGAGACUCUUAAUACACCCCCUCACGUUUAAGACUAGACAAUUGAAAUGUGAAAAUAAAUGGUGGGUAACCCGAUAGCAGAAACUAUAAUAGGUGGCCCAUCAGAUUAUAAACCAAACUUUGAUAACAUUUGUUAGGAGGAAGGGAGAGUUACUAGAAACAUCGCUACAAAGUUGAGGAUAACAUGGAGAAUACUAUUUUGUUCAUAAAUAUUUUAAAAAUUUUCAUUUUUAAAUUGUCUACUAUUAUUAAUUCUAUUUUUUUAAAUAUUUAUUUCUUUUUCAUUUUGAACUAGAUAUUCAUUAACAGUAGCAUCUAGAACCGACAUCAUUAAGAGACCUAAUGCUCCUUCCAAUAAAACCUAGAGUCAGAUAUUAUGUAUUUUCAUUUAGAAGAAAACUUAGAUAUAAUUUUUUAUGUGUUAUUUAUAAUAUUUCUAAUGAAAAUAUGAUGAAUAUAUAAUUUUUUUUACAUAUGCAAUUUUUUUUUUCUAUUUGUUAAAGUAUAUUUAAGUACACUUAUUAUAUUUUCAUUAGAAAAUAAUAUAAAUCACACUUCAAAAAUUAUAUUUAAAUUUUCUCCUUUUAUGUUCAUCAAAUAUUAUUACUCAAAAUGUGUUCUUGAAAUAUAUAGAAGUUGUGCAACAUAAUUCAUAUUAUAGUAGUUUAUUAUAUAUCACAUUUAAAGAAAAAAACUAUUUGGAGAUGAUUAACAAGAACAACUCUAAAUAUAACCUUUUACAAAUGUCUCUUAUGACAUUUAAAUUAUUUUUUGAGGUUAAAAUUUCAAUCUCUUAACGACAUAUUAACGACAGUAACAUUAACGAAAAUCACAUUUUGCAAUGAAAGGAGGCAGACAAAAAUCAGAUGGGCAAUCCGAAUCCCUCUUGCAAUCUGGCGGCAUCCAUUUCCUUGUUGUGAUAAAAAAAGAAACAAAUAAAAGAAACAAGAAUGUCGAUUAGAAUUUUUUUUUACCAUUAACGUGAGUUUUAACAUGAAAUAAGAAAAUAAAGAGGAUUAUAAAAAAAAAUUUAAUAGUUUGUGCCAUAAUUUUCUACUAUAAACUUGUAACAUAUGGAAAUUUAUUGAUCAAUUUACGUAGUAAAAGUUUUAUGUUUUGUUUUAUUAUGUUGCAAUCUAUUUAUCAUGUUUGCCUCUCUGGCUCUCUCGAAAAGGGCAAACUUUUUUUAUUUUUUAAUUUUGUCUAGCCUUUUAUGAUAGAUAGGAGAGAAAUUGGAAAUUAUAUAUAUAUAUAUAUAUAUAUAUAUAUAUAUAUAUAUAUAUACUUGGUUAAUUGUUUUUUCUUAAGAAAAUAAUUUUCUAAAUACUAGCAAAUUGCAUGUGCUUUCUAUACACGGUGGAAGCGGCACCCUCGACAAAAGGGGUAGCUGUCAUACCCCCAUUUUUGACCCUAAGAUCAUACAUCAUUUGCAUAUCAAUCAUCAAUCAAGAGUUUCAUCUUAAAGCUAUGCUCUCGGUGUUAUGCUCACUUCAUCUGUAAGAGGGAUCAUCAAACACCAAUGUUUUUCUACUUGUAUAUGUUUUACUAACAAAAAUACCAAAAAUAUUGCCUCGUGCUUUUGUAUGUUUGUGUUUUGUAGGUACCAAGUCAAAGUAUCCUUCAAAAAGGACAUUUUUCAACAUUUUCACUGUGCAAAUCGAUUUGCAUAAGGUGUAAAUCGAUUUACACAACUGUUUCUGCACCAGAUUUGCUUCUGCCAUCAGUGCAAAUCGAUUUGCAUAAGGUGCAAAUCGAUUUACAUAACUGUUUUUUUUCUCGGAUUUAGCCUUUUUCAGCUAUGUAAAUAGAUUUGCAUAAAGUGUAAAUCGAUUGCACCAGCACGAAUUUGGAAAAAUGAAGGCAAAUUUCAGCUUUUUGAAGUGUUGACAUCAUUUGCAAGCAUGGGAAGCAUGACUUGGUUCUCACAUUUGAUUUCCUACAUCAUCUAAUCAUGUACCCUCAUGUGAUUGCAUCAAGACCAUUGGAUCUCAUUUUUGGCUCCAAAACCUUUCUCCAAGCCUAAUUCUAUUUUCCAAUCCUAACUCCAAGCCACAAAAAUUCCCAAGCCUAGCUCCUAUAAAUUGAGGCAUUCCCCUCUUCAUUUUUCAAGCUUUGAUAGCCAAGAAACUUAUUGCAAAUUCUCUCCUCACCUCUUCCAAACCCAUCACUCAAAGCUCUUUUUCUUCCACACAAAUUAGUGAGUCACAUCUUGAACCUCACUAAUUUAGAGCUAAACCUCAACAUAAACACUACUUUUCUUCAUCAAUUGUGAGAGAUCAAGGCUUGUGGUUGUGUGUUCUUGAAGAAGAUACAAAGUUUGUGAAAUAUUUGGUAAAAUUCUUGAUCCUUUACAUGAUCCAAGAUGUGAUCCAUUGUUGUUUAUGCUUGAUGCACCUUUGGUGCUACAUUGAUGAGAUUUGCUUGCUUAAUUGAUACAUUUUCGUGCACAAAUUGAUCCAAGAUCACAAGGUGUUUGGUUUUAUGUUUAAACAAGUUUUCUUCUCUUUAUUUGCUGUUUUUUUUGAAAACUGUGUUGUGCAAAUCGAUUUACAUUUUGUGCAAAUCGAUUUACACAACUGAAAACUGCGCAGAUUUUGAAAACAGAGUUGUGCAAAUCGAUUUACACUCUGUGCAAAUCGAUUUACACUGGGCAGAAUGCUGAUUUUUGUGGUUUUUGACUUGUUUUUGGUUCUAACUCAUCUUCUACUCCUUUCUUUUGAUAUUUGCUUUGAAUCACAAGUUAGAGGCCUAAUUUCUCUCUAAUUUCAAUGGACUUAGGGCGUCGAUAGGAUGAGAAUCCAAAUCCGCAAUAUUAAGUGAUUGAAAUUAUGGAUGAAAGGAGUCUUUAAUGUGGUUCCAUCUUUUACUUCUCUUUAUUUUGAUCGAUGAAAGUCUUAAUACCUUGAGGAUUCUUAUGGAUUCUUGGUGAAGACUAGAUCACUCACCAUUUUUUCUUUUCGUGCGGUAUUGCUUUCGGAAAACGAUUUACAUAUCGUUCUUCUCGCAUGCAUUAGCACAUAAAGUUUUGACCGGCCUCGUUGUAGGGUGAUUUCUAUAUAAAUCACUUGGCGAUCUGCUUAACAUAGCGCAAUAUUUCGUGUCCCGAAUAAAAAAGAUCAAAUAUGGAAGAGAAUUGUAUGCGGUUGAUUUAAGACUUGUGGAGGUUUUUAUCGUGUAGUCGCUAUGAUUUUAUCAAGCUUCUGAUAAACCCCAUUGAAUUUAAAUCCGAGUACAUCAUUCACUCACCAUCGAUCUCCUACUAACUUUGAUAACAUACUUGACAAUUUCAAGAUGGUUAUCUUUAACAUUUAACAACUAACUUUAAUUACCGCUCUUUAUAUUACCGCUCUUUAUAUUUCUCGCUUUAUCGCUUUACUUUAUCAUUUCAUCAUAUUUACUUUCUGUCAUUUUCUCUUUGUCCACUUGGACAUAUGUUUAUGCUUCCGUAUUUUUUUUCUUUUGUCCACUUUGACCAUACUUUAUUUUUUCGCUAAAACACUAAUAAAUAAUCAAAAUCUAAAAAAUACAUAAGGUUCUCUUUGGACUAUCAGUUACUAUCCCUAGCACUUUGGAGAUUCGGACUUAUGGACCUAGUACCUCUGGACUCAUUCUAUUACUAUCCUGUGAUUGUUCUGUCUGUCUGGCAUUGUUCUGUUGUAUGUUUAUGUGUGCAGGUAUUUCCUUGAAAGCCCUUGAUGGUUAAUUCCAAGGCAUUGAGAUAAGGAUUUUACGCGAAAACACCCGUUACUCUGCCCGAUUUUCGUCAGAAUCUUAAUGUGUUUAAUGCAAAAAUGGUGCUAAGACAAUAAGUUCAUGUGGAUCCCCAAGUGUUAAUGUGUUGGUAUUGAUAAAUCCAAAGGAUGGGAAAACUACCUUGGCUCUUAAUGUCAAGUGUUGGCUUCUUAUUUGGUUAGACCGUUUCUUUCCUUAGCUUUUAUUUUAUGCAUUAGGUUAGCCUCUUCAUCUCCUCCCAUUCUUAAAUUUUCAAAAUCUUCUCCCUUUUUCCAAAAUAUUCUUAUGUUUGCAAUCUUUUCAAAACCUUUUCUUUUAAAAUAUCUUUCGCCCUUAGUGGCUUUUCUUCAAAAGUUUAGACACCGUUAAUUGUCGAAACGAGUGGUUAUACCCCACGAUUUUGAAAUUGAUUGAUAAUAACGAGAUCUUUUCCGCGUGAGAGAGCUAGUGGCAUACUCGUUGAUUUUAUCCGAGUUGGCGCCCUUCUUUCAUUUGCGAUGCAAAGAACUUGUUUGUUCUCAUGCUCAAGAUCAAUGGCUGAGUAUUUCUCUCUAACGACAACAAAGUGUUUAUUCGUUUUAAAACGUUUUUCCCAAAAGCGGAACUACAUUAGCUCUGACUUCUCCAUUGCACCGAGGAGGUAUGUAGGCCCAAAGCUUAACGCUUUGCCGAGCUUAUUUCAAAAAUAAAACAAACCGUUUUAGCACACACACACAGAUUUUCAAAAAGGUUCCCGUGGAGUACCACGGAUAUGAGGGGUGCUUUAAACCUUCCCCUCAUAUAAUCAACACCCGUACCUGAGAUCUCUUUCUUGUUUUUUAAAAACAAAACUUUGGGUUUUACGUUCUUUUCCCUUUUCCUUUGAAAAAAUAAAGCGCGGUGGCGAUUUCAAAACGGAAUAUUGAUUCGAGUCAAUCCCAUGGCUUCGAUGUCAGAUUUUCCCCGCUACAGAAAAAUGGCGACUUCACUGGGGAUCCAGUUUUUAAGUGUGUUAAGCCUAUUUUUGUUUAUCUGUGUGUUUUGUAUCUGUAUAUAUUAUUGUGUGCUUUGUUUUUUAUUUUCUUUUAUUUUCUUUUUGGUGCUCGAUGGUUCCUCUGUGAUGAGAUAAAGUUCUAACCCGAACUUUUGUGAGUAACUUGAGAUAGGAGGUGGUAAGACCAAUAGUCGCAUGUCAGGAGCAAUCCUUACCAUGAGCGUCAUAUGGUGGAACCCCAAUCAGUGGAGGCCUCAUGGAAGGUAGUAGAUGUUGUUACGAACUAUCGUAAGAACGCUAUUACUUUCAAUAGUGAGUGUCCGUAGAAGCUGAAUGACCUAGAACCCUUUUAACCCAUCUAAGCCUUUUUAGGAUGUAGUGCAGAAACAAGAUCAAGUACCAAUUUGAGCUUGUUGUCAUGCGAUACUACGCUCAGACGAGGUCUUUUUAGGCAUAUUAUUGGCGCCCAUGAGCAAUUGUGCGAGCCGGUAAUAUCCGAUAGAAGAUUGAAAACUCUGGGAACCUUUGUAGAACCCGUUCGGCAGGUACAAAAUUCCCUAGUACAUACCUUUGUGGGUGGUUCUUAACCUUGACUCCAUGCCCGUGACGUCGAACCUUUGAACCCUGUUUGUGCGACCAUGUGUGAUCUUGAUUGUGAUUGAUGCAUAAGCCAUGCAUCCAUGCAUUCAUUUGAUUUCCAAGGAACUCAUAGGUCUUUCUUUGUAAACAUCAUAAGUUUCAUCAAACUCAAUGGAUCUUGGGUGUUGAUGGGGUGAAAACUCUAAUCCACCAAAAUGGAUGAUUGAUCUUGAUGAUAACUUGAUCAAAGCUUUGAUCCAAUAUAGGAUUUACUUCCUUCAUGUUUUGAUGUUUACAAAUUAAUAACUUGAAUUCCUUGAGAAUCAAAUAAAUAAAUAAAAAAAAAAACAAAAAACAGCAAUUGCAUCAUUUGCAUACAUACAUCCAGGUUGUCCAGAAAACUUAUCCUUGUCUGUCUCCAUCUUCAGAGUUUGUCUACCGUCAAGCUGAUUCCUCCACACAAGUACGGAACUAGAGCCAACGUCAGAUUGAGAAUGGAAUACCAAGAGCAACACAAUGCAGAGGUCAGAAUGGAAAUUGAUGAGUUGAAGUCAGGCAUGACCAAGCUAACUGAAAUGCUGCAAGUUUUGAUUGCUAGAGGAGAACCGCCUCAGAAAACUGUCAUUGUUGAAGUCUCAAGUGCUGAUAUUGACCCUCAACCUACUCAACAACCACCUUCUACAUGGCCAGAGUUUGGUUUGCCACAUGGUUACACUCCUCCAUAUGAGAAGACUCCUGGUAUUGGUCAAUCUUCACAACUUGUGAUUGGUCAAGCUUCAAACCAAGUUUUUCAUGCUCCUGUCUUCACUGAAUCUCAGCCUAUUGUGCACACUGUUGCUCAGCCUACUUAUGUGAAUCCUCUGUUUGAAUAUCAAGCUGCCCGUUCCCAGAAUGGAAGUCAAGGAGAUGCUGGAGACAUUGAAGAUGUCAAAGAGCAGUAUCAUACCUUAGAAAAACGCCUGAGAGCCAUGGAAGGAAAUGAUUACUUUGGGGUUGCUGCUGAGAAUAUGUGUUUGGUUUCCAACUUUGUCAUGCCUGCAAAAUUCAAGACUCCUGAGUUUGAGAAGUAUAAGGGGAACACUUGCCCAAGAAGCCAUUUGACCAUGUACUAUCGCAAAAUGGCUGCUUAUACCCAAAAUGAUAAAUUGCUUAUCCAUUGCUUUCAGGAUAGUUUGAGUGGAGCUUCACUGAAAUGGUAUAUGGGACUUGAGAGUAAUCACAUUCAUUGUUUCCAAGAUCUGACUAAUGCUUUCAUGAAGCAGUAUAAGUACAAUCUGGACAUGGCGCCUGAUCGCCGUCAACUUCAGAACGUGGCUCAGAAGGAAAAGGAAUCUUUCAAAGAAUAUGCUCAACGUUGGAGAGAAUUGGCUUCCCAAGUUGAACCACCAUUGGCUGAGAAAGAAUUGACUGGCAUGUUCAUGGAUACUCUCUCCCCUUUCUACUGGGAGAAAAUGAUUGGAAGUGUGUCCUCAAAUUUCACAGACUUGGUUACUAUUGGCCAGAGACUUGAAGAGGGAAUCAAGAAUGGGAAAGUUGCUAAUGUUGCUGAAUCCUCUGGUGGAUCGAAGAAACCUUAUGGAAACUUCCACAAGAAGAAAGAGAAUGAGACCAAUGCUGUGUCUGAUGAUAGAAGGGGAUCUCGUCGUAAACCUCAAAAUGGGGAUCAACCUUAUGUAGCCGCUGUCGCUCCUGUGCAAGUUCAAGUUCCUCAAUCUCAGGUUGCUAAUCAGAAUCAGAAUCGUGGUAGGACAACUUAUGAUCCUAUUCCCAUGACUUAUACAGAACUGUAUCCUGCUUUGGUCCAGAAAGGGUUGAUUACAACAAGAGCCAUGCCUCCUCCUCGAAACCCCCCCUCAAGAGGAUUUCGACCUGAUCUUCAUUGUGAAUUUCAUCAGGGUGGUGCUGGCCAUGAUUUAGAAGGCUGCUAUGCUUUGAAGGCCUUAGUGCAAGAGUUGGUUAGAGCAAAGAUGCUAUCUUUCAGGGAUAUGGGUCCCAAUGUUGUCACUAAUCCUUUGCCAGAACAGAGUGGCUGAAGACAGAUCAAAGCCAGAUAUUCCUAAAGCCAAGUGUUUCAGACGAGAUAGCUCAUCUUUGUUGCUGAUUAGUCACUAGGCCUUGUUUCUGUACUGUUUGUUUUUCCUUUAUUGUACUGUUUACUUUUAGACUUUGUUUGUUUCUGAAUGGUGAUUUUAAUGAAAUGAGCAUUGCAUAUUUCGAAUUCAUUUUCAUCUACACUGUUUAUGUUCAUGCUUUCUUUUACAAAACUUUUUCUUCCAUUUGCUUUCUCUAUCAAACUUGUGUUUUAUGCAAAGAUUGGAGGGAGAAUGAUGACAACGAGAUACCCAAGUUGUUGAACUGUAUGCUUUCAAAUAAAACUCUGCUGAUGAUGUACAGGCAUUGUUUCAAUUCCCAAACACUGGAGAAAUAAGGAAGUUAAUCCCUUGUCAACCCCUCUAAGCCUUCGAAGUUGGAGUUUCUUUCUGUAUGAAAAAACCCGCAUUUUAAACCUGGGGCAGGGUAGUUCUCAGUUAAUUUGGCUGUGCAUUCUAUUUCAAGAGAAUCAUUUAGUACACCUUUCAACAAAGGUUUCAAUUACAAGCGUUCCUCCGCAUACAUCAAAGAAAUGUUGGAGAUGUCAAUCAAAAGCUGACGAUGGUUAUUCUUAAUCAUUAAGCAAGGCAGUCACUAUCUUUCAAAAAAAAAUGUAUCAAAAAAUGUAUACAAAGAAAAGCCUACUAAGUCAAAACCCAAAAACGACUUAGGCAAAAAUUAAGGCAUCCCGCUGACUGUAAGUUCAAAAAUAAACAGUUCAGGCAAAAGUUAGGGAUAUAUAAAAAGAAAAGAUGAAAAAAGAGAAGUCAAUAAAUUCCUGAACAACACAAUGUUGUGACUACCAAAAGGAAGAAGUGAAUGCCAUCUCAAAAGUUCUCUUUGCUUUUGAACUAUCUGUAAUACGGUGAACUGACUUUUAUAAUCGAAAUGUCGCGGUUAAGCAAGAGUCGCCACCGACUUUUAUUUUAUCCAAUUUUAGGAAAGGCUAAAAGAACAGGAAAAGACCUUUUAAAAAGAUUUUGAGUUCGGGGGGUAAGUUAUACAAAGGGAAGGUGUAAGGCACCCUUUGCAUCCAUGGUUAUCCAUGGGCUCUUAAUUGCUUAGCUCACUUUGUUUGUUUGAUUUGUUUGAAAAGAGCAGUGUGUAAAAAGUAAAAACUUUGUCCAAGGACUUUAGCUUGUAAAUAAGCGUAGCCUUGUUUUGAAAGUAUUUGAAAUUGAGUUGGAAAAGUAUUUUUAAUUUGAAUUUGAAAAGAGCGAGCAAUUAGUAGCAACUACCCUAAGUUUGAAAAUUCGUUCUUUUAGCUUUUCGAGGCGAAAGGAUCUAUCCAUGCCAUAAAGGGCAGGAAGUCUUUCAAUUGGAUGUUUAAGGGUCAUCGAGUAAUCGUUCGCCAUAAGACUGUCCCAUGCCAUAAAGAGGGCAGGUAGUCUAAGGGAAGGAUAUAAUAGUCAUUAAUCUUUUUAGGCAUCAUGCGAGGAUACCUUAGCAAUAGGACAAUCAUCCUUAUUUUUCCGAGGCAGCAUCGAGGGACAACAUUGAUGAUAAUGAACUGAGGGCAACAUUUGUUUUGCUUUAGGUAUCCUCGGAAUCGAGGGACUUUUGACUAUUUAGUACACUUAAAGGCAACAACGCAACAAAGGCAACAAAGGCAACCAGAGGGAUUACCCUAAAGGUGUGUGGGUGCAACAAUCACGUGGUUAACUUCGAUUACAUUUAUCUUGUAGUUAGGUGAUCUAUGUUCAAUUCAUGGUUUGCACUCCCUAAAUUACUAACCACGCAGUAAAAAUAAUAUCACAAUUUAAGUGCCUUCAAGGCCAAUCAAUACAACCAGUAAACAGUUACAUAAUAAUGGGGAAGGGGACAAUGAAACCAGCGGAUCCCUUAAUAGAGUUUGACAUAAGUAAUAAAAAGUAAGGUUUAGGGUUACCAACGUCUGGAGCUUUGGCAGUUUGACAAACCUUUGGCUUUGAUUGAUGAAGGUUGAUGGGCAGAGGUUUGCCUUGAGCAUGAAGCAUUGACCCUGACCAUUAAGGAAAAAAGAAAACAGUGAGUGCAUUGAUUGUUCGAACCAAACCUUAUUUUUGGGCAAAAAGGCAAAAAAUAAUGAAUAAUGAAAUAAAAUAAAGGUCAAAUUGAAUAAGAAAAGACUAAAAACUUAGCUUUUGAUCAGUGGAGCGCAUGGGCGGAGGCUCCUGACGAUAAACCUGAAAAGUUGGGCAUAAAGAAAAAGGAUGUAGUGAGUGUAUGGCUAAUUCAUUAAUUAUAGAGGCAAAUCUUAUUUUAAUUUGAAAGGCAGAAAUAAAAAUAAAUGACUUUAAAUAAAUGAAAAUAAAGUAGUGUUAAAUAAAAAUAAAACAAGUUGGGAACUUAGCUUCUUUUUUUUUGACUUGGAGGCGCGUAGUCGGAAGAAUUAGGGAUAAUCCUGAAAAUUUGCGCACAGAAGAGAAUUUGGUUAGUGUAUGACUGUUCUACAAACCCUGAAAAGGUUUGCAAACCCUGAACCUAAAAAGGUUUGUUUAAGAAAACUUUUUGUGACCUACAAGGUUUGUUAGUGGAAAACACCUACCAGAAGAUUCUAGGGUUUAUAAAUGAAUCGGGGUUAACAAACCCAAAAAUUAAUUAUUAAAUUUUUUUUAUUAACUAAUUAAUUAAAACUAUAUACAAAAUAAUCUUAUUUUUUUGUAUUUUUUUUUUGUUAAUACUAUAUAAAUAAAUAAAAAAUCGAAUCUUCGAUUAAAUUAAAUAAAUAAUUAUAUGAAAUUAUUAUAAUACUAAUAUUUAAAUUAAAUAAAACAAAAGGGAAUAAAUAAGGUUAAAAACAAAAAUAACAUAAAAGAAAAUCUUAAAAAUAAAAAAAGAAAAAGAGAAAUAACACUCAGCUGGGCGUUCACGAUCCGGUGUGGCUGAUUUAUGAUGGUUCACCGUGGAGCUGCAGGAUGAGGAGCGUUAGAUCUGCUCGCUGGUCAGAUCGUAUGGUUGAUGAUUGACGGUGUACCCUGCGCACAAGCAUCCUUGCCAUACUGGAUCUGCAAUCAAAGAAAAUUAACAAAAUUAUAUGCAAGAGGCAGGGUUCGAACCCGUGCUCUUGCAUAAAAGAACCUUAAGGAAGCGUCUCUUCUCCGCUGGGCCACGCGCAUAUACUGUUAGCACAAUGCCUUUUACUAAUCUAUGUUAAAUUCAAUUUCGGAUUAAAUUUAAAAAAAACAUGAAACGCGCCCUGUAGCUAGCUUCUUCUUCCUUGCUGGUUUUUAGAACAGAAACCUUCAGCCACGGUUUCAACGCGUAGCCGUAGGUCUUUCCACUCAAACCUGCAAAUUGUAAUAAAACAACACCGAAUAAUAACAUGGAUCAAUUGUAAUCAACCUUCUGAACCCAAUGGAAACUUUAGUUUUGUCAAUUUUCUCCCUAACUUAAUAUCCCCAAAUUAAGACUUAAAAACCCUAACCAUGGCACCUUAGGGUUCCUGCAUCAAAACUCCAAUUAAACAUUUCAAACACUUUGCAAACAUGAUGAUAAACAUAAAUAUGCAAUCAAAUUACGUAUACGAUGAACGAAUUUGCAAAAUCGAAUUUUGAAAAAAAACAUGAGCAAACCGUAAAACGGUGAUGUUGAUUCAAGAUGCGGCAGCGUCUGGGAAUGGUUGGGAGACCUUCAGAAACGCCCAGGAAACUCGUUUGAUGCUUUGGAAUUGCUUGAAUGAACCUCUAAAAAUUUCUGCCAUGGCCCUCCUAGUCACGAUUUUUUUUUUUAAGCUCAUAUAUGUUUAUGGAGGCUGCCCAUCCUUCCCCUUGUUUCUGAACUGAUCCAAGUCUUUUAUAAGAGGAGAAGUAGGUCAACAAAAACAAAUUCAAUCUUCAUCUCUUUAAGAGAUUGAGAUUUGAUUGAGGAGAAAAAUAGAAAUAAUCAUCAAUUUAGCCAAAUCAUAUCUUCAAUCACGGUUUAUCCUAUAAUUCAAUCAUUUUAUAUUUUUUUUAAUAAUUUAUUUAAUAUUUAAAUAAAUAUUAAUAAAAUUGUAAAAAGAAAAAUGAUAGGAUUAAAGAUUUCUUUUAAGGCCAUGGGCUUGGACCAAAUUAAGUUUUAUGGACUUUAUUUCUAUUUGCACCUACAACCCAAAAAGAAAUAGAACAAUAUGUAAAUAUAAUAAAAUGACUCAAUAAUUUCGAUUAAAAUUCAACUUAAAUCUAAAUUGAAUUAAAACUAUAAUUGUAAGCCUAAAAAGGGGUUAGUGAACCGAAAGUAUUGUUAAAUCGAAAAAACGACCAAAAUACGCAAAGAUGAACAUGUUCUUCAUAUUUUCAAAAAAAAUGCAAGAUUAAGUUAAUUUGCAGAUGAUAUGCAGAGCAUACGCUUAAGAAAGAAUCUGGAGGGCAAAUUUUGGGGUAUGACAGCUGCCCCUGUUCAAUUUUCUUAAACCUGAAGAUGUAGAUUGGCCUGUGUGCCUGUCGGAAUCUGAGGGUAGAAGAGGAUUGAACACUAGAAUACCCAGGAAUUUGCCCUAGCUGAAGCAGGGACCUUUGCCGGAGACGGGCUUAAAGAUGCCAUCAGAUAUGGAUAAAUACGAAAGUCAGGAUAAGUCGUACGUUUAGGCUAUAUUCGAGCUUGAAGUUUUGAGAGGCGUUUGUCGGAGAUGGGCUUGAAGAUGCCAUCAGAUGUUUGAAAAGUUUUUCGUCUGAAGCAGAUGCUUUUCAGACUGGAUCAUAUGCCUUGAUUGUAUCUGAAGGAGAGAUGAAUUAAUGUCUUAUGGAAGACUACCUGGAGAGGUUCCUAAAGAAGACUAUGAUUACUGAUUUACAGGAAAUUAGGCUUUAAACAAAGCUCGGGAAGAAAUGUCUUGUAGAAAAUUAAUUGAGAAACUCCUCGAAAGGGCAGUAGAUGUCUUAGAAAAUGUUGGAUAAAUGUUUUAAGGAAGAUUACCUAAAAAGGCUGAGAUACGUCUUAAACAAGACUCUCCUAGAAAGGCUCCUGGAAAGGAUAUGAUACGUCUUAAACAAGACUACCUAGAAAGGCUCCUACAAAGGAUAUUGAUCAUCUUAGAAAAGAAUACCUAGAAAGGUUCCUAGAAAGGAUAAGAAACAUCUUAGAAAAGACUACCUAGAAAGGUUCCUAGAAAGGAUAAGAAACGUCUUAUAAAAGACUACCUAGAAAGGUUCCUAGAAAGGAUAAGAAACGUCUUAGAAAAGACUACCUAGAAAGGAUAAGAAACGUCUUAGAAAAGACUACCUAGAAAGGUUCCUAGAAAGGAUGUGAUACGUCUUAGAAAAGACUACCUAGAAAGGUUCCUAGAAAGGAUAAGAAACGUCUUAGAAAAGACUACCUAGAAAGGUUCCUAGAAAGGAUAAGAAAGGUCUUAGAAAAGACUACCUAGAAAGGCUCCUAGAAAGGGUAGGAAAGUUCUUUGAUUGUUUCUGAAUUAUCUUUGAAGAAAGACCCAAAAUGAAGCAACAAAAUUGUAUUUGUGUCUUGAAUGAGUAUUAAGAUUGAAUCGUUGAUACGAUCGUCUUUGCAUUGUACUUGAAUGAUCAUGUUCUUUUGAUUGUGAAAUGACCUGAAAAGGCAAAAUUAGUUUUAUGCAAUGUCAUGAUGCAUGUAUUGUGUAAUGAGGUUCUCGAAAUAAACGAGAAUGUUGUAUGUUAUGUAUGUAAUGUGAAUGAGGUUCUCAAAAUAAACGAGAAUGAUGUAUGUUAUGUAUGUAUUGUGAAUGAUGCAUGGAUGGACUAUAUAGUCGAAGCAUAUUGGUAACUUUGUAUAGCAAUUGCUGAUUGAGAAAAUAAAUCUCUGUAUGCUGUCGGAGAUAAUGACAAGGGGAUUGAGAAUUCCUAUCUUCCGUUUAAGGAUAUCCAGCUGGGGAUUUUUUAUUACCGCUUGGGGAUGAAAGUAACUUGAAUGAUCUGAUCCUGAUGUAUCCUAGGGACAAUAAGAAUAAUCUUCUGAUGUACUAUCUGAUUGAGCUCAACUGUGAGUGUCCACUUUAACAGGGACAGUGAGUUUGAAUAAACCCUGUUGGAGAAGAAGAUUAUGUCGGAGAACCGGCAGUGUUGGAGAUGUAAACUCCGUUGGGGAGCCAUGUCUUUGUCGGGACGAGUAUGUUUGAAGAUAUUUUCUUAAUGAUUACUCUGUGGGGAUAUGAUCUUAUGAUCGUGACUCUGUGGGGAGAUGUGGGUGUCUUGAUAGUUGCCCCCAGUAUCAUAGUAACUUACUACUUGAUUCAGGCACGCCACUGAGUAUUGAUCAAGACGUUGAACUGGACUUGCAUAGAUUUGCCCCAGUUAGCAGGGACUUUGGAAAGAUUCUCCUCGCGAGGACUUUAUGAGAUGUUUACUAUGGGCGAUAUGCCCCCAGUAAUCAUAGGCUCAUGACAAUGUCUCACGUUGAUUGGGGAGUAGCUUUAGAUAUACUUGGAUGCAUGCCCCUGAUUGUUCGAGCAUCCAUGAGAGAUUCUUAGAAUCUUGACUUGAUUGCCCCAGAUUGAUUGGACAAAACAUGCCAUGCCCCUUGUAUACGUAAGAGACAUGGCUUCUUGGAGUAAUUUUGUUUGUCGGGACCAUUUUCAAUCAUUAGCCAUACCCUGUGCAAAUUUAUUCUGAUGCUAACAUUUGAAAUUAUGUAGCAGAAUAUGUUUAAUAAUGAAUUCAUGAGAUGCAAUGCAUACGUCUGUCUUGAGUUUUUGAAAAACACUAAAACAGGAGAUAUAAAAGCGCGAUAUUUGUAAAAACAUGAUAUUUGUAACAACGUGAUGUUUGUAAAAAUGAAAUAUCGACUCAGCAUUUUUGGUAAACCUUAAGGAGUCAGGAUACCUUUUUGGUGACAGUAUGCUUUCGAACUAACCAUGCUUCAAUUAGGACUUUCAAGGGUUGUAACGUGGCUUGGUUCACGGUUUAAGAAACAAAGGAUAAUGGCUCAAAAUUUAUUUAUACCCAUCCCCUUCUUCGUGAUGUUCUUCAAUCCUAAGCUCAGUUGAUUCACCUUAUGCAUUCAGGUUCCAAGAGACUUUUGGAUUUGCACCUUUGAUAAUGAUGAUGGUUCACAAGCAGAGAGAACUUUUGAGAUGACAGUCACUUCUUCCUUUUGGUAAUCACAACUUUGAGUUGUUCAAGAAUUUAUUGACUUCUUUUUUCAUCUUUUUGAUAUCCCUAACUUUUGCCUGAACUGUCUCUUUUGAGCUUACAGUCAGCGGGACGCCUUGAUUUUUGCCUAAGUCUUCUUUUUGAUUUUUGACUUAGUAGGCUUUUCUUUGUAUAUAUGUCUCUUCCAUUUUUUUCCUUUUUGAAAGAUAUUGACUGCCUUGUUUGAUGAUUGAUGAACCGUCAUUGUCUUUUGAUUGACAUCUCCAACACUUCUUUGAUGUGUGCGGAUGAACGCUUAUGAUUGAAACCUUUGUUGAAACGUGUACUGAAUGAUUCUCUUAAAAUAGAAUGCACAACCAAAUUAACUGAGAACUACCCUGCCCCAGGUUAAGAUCAAGGGUUUUAAUUAGUACAAGAAAGAAACUUCUACUCCUUAGGCUCAAAGGGGUUGACGAGGGAUUAACAUCCUUAUAUCUCCACUGUUUAGGGUUUGAAACAAUGCCUGUACAUCGUCAGCAUAGUCUGUUCAAAAAGCAUACUGUAUGAGGUUGCGGUAUCGUUUUCGUCAUCCUCCCUUAAAAGGCCUACAGCUUUAGCAGGAGUCGAGUAUCACAAAACAUAUGCAAAGUAAAGACAUAAUUUAAAAUGAGUGAUAGCGAAAUAAUUUAUUCAAGACAAAUAUAUGCAAUGCACUGAUGAUGAUUAUUAAAACAGAUAAUGUCUAUCAUGAGUCGAAUGUUUAAACAAACAGGAAAGAACUUGCAAAUGAAAGUAGAUCUAAUGGUCCAAAAGUUCGUCCGUCGAGACGUCAAUCAAUCUUGUCAUGACUAGGCAUAAGAGCGGUGAUCACCACAGGGGUUUCAGGAGGGUUGGACUUGAUUUCUCCGUCAUUGAUCAGAUCUUUAAUCUUAUUCUUUAAUGUCCAACAAUUGUUUGUGUAAUGUCCAAGACUGUUGGAAUGGUACGCGCACCUCGCAUUGGGUUUAUAGUAGGUGUUAGAAUUCGUUGGCUCGAUUGCCCUGAGCGUCUGGAUCAUAUGAGUGAAUUGAUUGUUGUGACUCAGUUUUCGUGAUUCCAUUAUCGUGACUCAGUUGUUGUGACUUUGUUGUCGUGAUUCCAUUAUCGUGACUCAGUUAUCAUGAUUCCAUUAUCGUGACUCAGUUGUCGUGACUUUGUUGUCGUGAUUCCAUUAUCGUGACUCAGUUGUCAUGAUUUUAUUGCCGUGGUCUUUUCUGAUUUGAGUGUCAUGAUUAAAUCUUUAAUGACACGCUUCAACGGUCUACCAUCCUUUACACCAUAACCAGGAUUGUUCGAAUAAUAAGCGCAUCUCGCAUUGUAAUUGUACCCCAAGAAUAGGAGUGCCUUCAAUUCUUCUUGCCCCUUGGCUGAGUUCAGAAUCAAAGUUUGGGAUCGGAUGUUCUGAGCCUGAAGGUGUUUGGUUGAUUGCUCGAAAUCCAUUUGCACUGAAGUAAACAACAAGAGAGGAUGAGAUACCUGUUGUGAGAAACCUUUUAUGCGAUGUUAUAAAUGCAAAUGCAAUGCUUUCAAGGUUCUUUAGGAAAUUUAGUUCACGACAUAUAGAAAUUAAAUCAGUCACAGCUUCGUCUAAAGAACCUUGGCUUCCAUCUUUAAGCGUCCUUCUUUAAGAAUCAAGCUCACCAUAUCGAGUGGGUCAUCGCCUCUGAUUCGGGAUAUCUCUGAAAUUGAAAGUAUAUGGCUAGAGGAAAAUAAAUCCUCUUGCCCCUUGAUAGGUACAACGUCUCUAAAUUGGAAGGUAUGUGGCGAGAGGACAAUAAAUCCUCUUGCUCCUUGAUAAGAGCACCUGAAAUUGUGCGCCCUAAAUUCCUAAGAUCCUUGAAAGGGUUAGUUAAAUCAUGUUAUGCUUAUGAUGUCAUGAAUGUUAUGCGAAUGCAGUUCAUUAGGCACAACGUGAGAUAGUAAGGGCAAAAAGGUCCUUUAACAAAACCUGCAAGGAAACAAAGGUUAGUAUGUUAUGCGAAUGUAGCUCAUAGCGUGGAAUAGUGAGGGCAAACAAGUCCUUCAACAAAACCUGCAAGGAAACAAAGGUUAGUAGCAAACACAAACAAGUCACACAAGUGUCCUUAGGUUUAGAGGAUCGCAUGAAGUUCGCAGGUAAGUACCCUCCCCACUGAAGUUUAGUUGGUUCAACCUGUCCUAUAUAAAGAUCGGGUUCUAGGGAGCUCAUAUCAUUGACCUUUCUCGAAGGCGCUUAUCUCAGCUCGGCAAUCGAAUCACCAACCAAGAAGGUCCUGAAAGUCCAGUCCAUAUGAGUGUAGCUUCGAGUAUCAACCAACUUCAGUCGGAACCAAAGCCAGCCAUCUCGCUACUUUCUAAAAGGCCAAAGUUUAGUUCAACUAAGGUUCUAGGGGCGAAUUAGUGCUUAAUGACACCACGCGGUAGCCAAGCAUUUCCUCGAGUCGGAUCCCAAGGAACACCAGGACAAACCAAUGUGUCACACUAACGAUGGCCAUCAGAUCAACCACAUCAGUAUACGCUGUGCAGUCUCCUUGAUCUCAUGCCAUUUUCCUAAGGUACUCAGAUCCGGGUUAGGAUCUUUCACACAGAACAAUCCCAAACAACCUUUAAGAAUAAAGCAUACAAACAAACAAUUAAAAACAUUUAUAAUGAACUAAGCCCUAAGGUAAACCCCUCUUAAAGAUAUCCCCAGCAGAGUCGCCAGUUCUGUAAUACGGUGAACUGACUUUUAUAAUCGAAAUGUCGCGGUUAAGCAAGAGUCGCCACCGACUUUUAUUUUAUCCAAUUUUAGGAAAGGCUAAAAGAACAGGAAAAGACCUUUUAAAAAGAUUUUGAGUUCGGGGGGUAAGUUAUACAAAGGGAAGGUGUAAGGCACCCUUUGCAUCCAUGGUUAUCCAUGGGCUCUUAAUUGCUUAGCUCACUUUGUUUGUUUGAUUUGUUUGAAAAGAGCAGUGUGUAAAAAGUAAAAACUUUGUCCAAGGACUUUAGCUUGUAAAUAAGCGUAGCCUUGUUUUGAAAGUAUUUGAAAUUGAGUUGGAAAAGUAUUUUUAAUUUGAAUUUGAAAAGAGCGAGCAAUUAGUAGCAACUACCCUAAGUUUGAAAAUUCGUUCUUUUAGCUUUUCGAGGCGAAAGGAUCUAUCCAUGCCAUAAAGGGCAGGAAGUCUUUCAAUUGGAUGUUUAAGGGUCAUCGAGUAAUCGUUCGCCAUAAGACUGUCCCAUGCCAUAAAGAGGGCAGGUAGUCUAAGGGAAGGAUAUAAUAGUCAUUAAUCUUUUUAGGCAUCAUGCGAGGAUACCUUAGCAAUAGGACAAUCAUCCUUAUUUUUCCGAGGCAGCAUCGAGGGACAACAUUGAUGAUAAUGAACUGAGGGCAACAUUUGUUUUGCUUUAGGUAUCCUCGGAAUCGAGGGACUUUUGACUAUUUAGUACACUUAAAGGCAACAACGCAACAAAGGCAACAAAGGCAACCAGAGGGAUUACCCUAAAGGUGUGUGGGUGCAACAAUCACGUGGUUAACUUCGAUUACAUUUAUCUUGUAGUUAGGUGAUCUAUGUUCAAUUCAUGGUUUGCACUCCCUAAAUUACUAACCACGCAGUAAAAAUAAUAUCACAAUUUAAGUGCCUUCAAGGCCAAUCAAUACAACCAGUAAACAGUUACAUAAUAAUGGGGAAGGGGACAAUGAAACCAGCGGAUCCCUUAAUAGAGUUUGACAUAAGUAAUAAAAAGUAAGGUUUAGGGUUACCAACGUCUGGAGCUUUGGCAGUUUGACAAACCUUUGGCUUUGAUUGAUGAAGGUUGAUGGGCAGAGGUUUGCCUUGAGCAUGAAGCAUUGACCCUGACCAUUAAGGAAAAAAGAAAACAGUGAGUGCAUUGAUUGUUCGAACCAAACCUUAUUUUUGGGCAAAAAGGCAAAAAAUAAUGAA
Vicia villosa (hairy vetch) is the source of this 20414-nucleotide messenger RNA. RefSeq lists its product as uncharacterized. The record is from RefSeq and is a predicted model, not a curated record. Bases 7876 to 9414 code for a protein of 512 amino acids. NCBI's taxonomy places the organism in Eukaryota, Viridiplantae, Streptophyta, Magnoliopsida, Fabales, Fabaceae. The transcript is spliced from 2 exons.